UGUCUCUAUGGAGACAGGGAUAAACAGAUGAUAACAAAUGCUCAGCAGCCUUUAAAGCUCAUUUGAGUGUAUGGGUUGGCGUUUGAGGUGGGGCAAGGAGAGGCAGUGCAGGACAGAGACAGAGGCAGAAGGGACUUGACAUUAGCAAGAGUAGAUAUUCUUCAAGAUGGCGGAGAGCACGGACCUGGAACAGCUGAUGAGCUCUUUUAAGAAGUUUGCGAUCCACGGAGACACCAAGGCUACAGGGAAGGAGAUGAACGGGAAGAACUGGGCUAAACUGUGUAAGGACUGCAAGAUCAUCGACGGGAAGAAUGUCACCGGCACUGACGUGGAUAUCGUCUUCACUAAAGUCAAAGCAAAGACGUCCCGGGUGAUCACCUACGAGGAAUUCCAGAGAGCCCUGGAGGAGCUGGCCCCUAAGAGGUUUAAAGGUCAGAGCAAAGAGGAGGCCCUAACGUCUGUCUACAAGCUGAUAGAGGGCAAGGAGCCCACCAACGUAGGAGUCACGAAAAUGGCGAAGACAGCCGCAGUGGACAGACUGACGGACACCACCAAGUACACAGGCUCCCACAAAGAGCGCUUCGACGAGAGCGGGAAGGGGAGGGGUAAAGGCGGGCGGGAGGAGCUGGUGGAGAAAACGGGCUACGUUGGCUCCUACAAGAACGCCGGAACCUACGAGGAGAAAACCAAGGCUAAGUAGCCCACCGGGCCAGGCGGGGUGGUCAACAGGUCCAGUAGCCCACCGGGCCAGGCGGGGUGGUCAACAGGUCCUGUAGCCCACCGGGCCAGGCGGGGUGGUCAACAGGUCCUGUAGCCCACCGGGCCAGGCGGGGUGGUCAACAGGUCCUGUAGCCCACCGGGCCAGGCGUGGGUGGUCAACAGGUCCUGUAGCCCACCGGGCCAGGCGUGGUGGUCAACAGGUCCUGUAGACCACCGGGCCAGGCGUGGUGGUCAACAGGUCCUGUAGACCACCGGGCCAGGCGUGGUGGUCAACAGGUCCAGUAGCCCACCGGGCCAGGCGUGGUGGUCAACAGGUCCUGUAGCCCACCGGGCCAGGCGGGGUGGUCAACAGGUCCUGUAGCCCACCGGGCCAGGCGGGGUGGUCAACAGGUCCUGUAGCCCACCGGGCCAGGCGGGGUGGUCAACAGGUCCUGUAGCCCACCGGGCCAGGCGGGGUGGUCAACAGGUCCAGUAGACCACCGGGCCAGGCGUGGUGGUCAACAGGUCCUGUAGCCCACCGGGCCAUGCGUGGUGGUCAACAGGUCCUGUAGCCCACCGGGCCAGGCGGGGUGGUCAACAGGUCCAGUAGACCACCGGGCCAGGCGGGGUGGUCAACAGGUCCAGUAGACCACCGGGCCAGGCGUGGUGGUCAACAGGUCCAGUAGCCCACCGGGCCAGGCGGGGUGGUCAACAGGUCCUGUAGACCACCGGGCCAGGCGGGGUGGUCAACAGGUCCUGUAGACCACCGGGCCAGGCGGGGUGGUCAACAGGUCCAGUAGACCACCGGGCCAGGCGUGGGGGUCAACAGGUCCAGUAGACCACCGGACCAGGCGUGGUGGUCAACAGGUCCAGUUGCCCACCGGGCCAUGCGUGGUGGUCAACAGGUCCAGUAGACCACCGGGCCAGGCGUGGUGGUCAACAGGUCCAGUAGCCCACCGGGCCAGGCGUGGUGGUCAACAGGUCCAGUAGCCCACCGGGCCAGGCGUGGUGGUCAACAGGUCCAGUAGCCCACCGGGCCAGGCGGGGUGGUCAACAGGUCCAGUAAACCACCGGGCCAGGCGGGGUGGUCAACAGGCCCAGUAAACCACCGGGCCAGGCGUGGUGGUCAACAGGUCCAGUAGCCCACCGGGCCAGGCGGGUGGUCAACAGGUCCUGUAGCCCACCGGGCCAGGCGUGGUGAUCAACAGGUCCAGUAGCCCACCGGGCCAGGCGUGGUGGUCAACAGGUCCAGUAAACCACCGGGCCAGGCGUGGUGGUCAACAGGCCAGUAAACCACCGGGCCAGGCGUGGUGGUCAACAGGCCCAGUAGCCCACCGGGCCAGGCGUGGUGGUCAACAGGUCCAGUAGCCCACCGGGCCAGGCGUGGUGGUCAACAGGACCAGUAGCCCACCGGGCCAGGCGUGGUGGUCAACAGGUCCAGUAGCCCACCGGGCCAGGCGUGGUGGUCAACAGGUCCAGUAGCCCACCGGGCUAGGCGUGGUGGUCAACAGGACCAGUAGCCCACCGGGCCAGGCGAGGUGGUCAACAGGCCCACAACAUGGGAUGUAUCCCAAAUGACAUCCUACUCUAUAUAGUCCACUACUUUAACCAGAGCACUAUGGGUCCUGCUAUAAAGUUGUGCACUAUAUAGGGAAUAAAGUACCAUUUGAGACACUUCCAGGGUCACUAUCCCCUAGCCCCCCCUCCCCCCUUACAGUCGGGACCAAACCCUGAACCCCGAACUCUGACCUUUGACCCCUAACCACAGGCUCAACCCCAGGCCCUGUCGACAGAGGCUGUUCCUCUCUUAUCUUUGAUAUGUUCUGAGGGUGUGUGUGUGUGUGUGUGUGUGUGUGUGUGUGUGUGUGUGUGUGUGUGUGUGUGUGUGUGUGUGUGUGUGUGUGUGUGUGUGUGUGUGUGUGUGUGUGUGUGUGUGUGUGUUGUAAUUGGGGAUGAUGAGAGAGCAUGCUUUUUACUCUGAGGAUGUUAUAGUUAGAGAGCUUGUGUGAGGUGAUGUCCUUAAACAGAGAUAUAUGAACGAUGUGUGUUUACACAUGACUCGAUCAGAAUGCUCUGUUCACUGUCACACCUGGCCUGCCCUGAGACUGUACAUAGACCUGUGAUAUAGCAUACCUUUCUUUACCUUGGAUUUGUUUUUAACAUGUUGAGUUGGACUGUGACAUACUGAUGCAAGAGUUGAUCUGGAAUUUAACGAAACAUCCACCGUAAAGUAAAAACGUCAGCGUCAAGAUCGCGAUUAGACAACAACAAAAAAAUACAUUCUGGUAAAAUAAUCUGACAUUGUACCGCGUUCCACAGGCUUCAAACCAUGAACGGCCUCUUUGAUUUUGAAUUCAGUUCACUUUCUUACAGUAUAUUUCAUCUUUCUUACAGUAUAUUUCAUAUUUCUUACAGUACAAAACAUCUCUCAAACUCAUAGUUUCAGGGUUACGUCUUUAAGACUUGUUUUAGAACUAGCUAGCUUUUUAUUCUGACACUGUUUCUUUAACGCUCGUUGCUUUCAAAACGUUUCAAUUAAUUUUUCUCUGUUUUUUUGUUUGUUUUCAUUUGUUUGUUUGUAGAAACUGGUAAUGAAUAAAAAAACGGUAAUAAAGUGUUUCUCUUUA
This is a messenger RNA of Salmo salar (Atlantic salmon), 3326 nucleotides long. The record is from RefSeq and is a predicted model, not a curated record. Lineage: Eukaryota; Metazoa; Chordata; Actinopteri; Salmoniformes; Salmonidae.